AGCCAGAAGCGGGGUGGGAUGCGGGUUCCCGAGGCUGCUGUUUCCGGGUGCUGUGGCGCAGGAGCCCAACACACUGAGAGUAGCAGCAUUUGAAGGGCUGCGUGCGCAUUACCGGCGCGAGUUGGGGACUCGGGCCUGCAGUGCUUCAGACCUACUGGAAGACACGCCCAGGGCUCGCUUCUAGGGGUUUCCAUGGUGAUGGUAAACAAGUCUCAACUGCCUCUACUACAACUGCCAAUCCCCGCGUUCCACCCUCUAGGUGCUCAAAGGGACCUCUGAAGUGCCGGGCGUGAAGUAGAGCAGGAGUGUGGAGACUCGGAGCCCGAGGUUAAUAACAGAAGGAGAUGCACCUGGAGAUUCCCCAGAGCUCUCUGCGAUUUUAAGCGUCGGGUGGAAUUGGGGUCCUUUGGCUGUGAACCGCGAUCGCUUGAUGUAAAUAGAAAUCGGCCCUGCUUUUCUCAGCGGACAAUUCGUACCUACCAGGAGUGUCUCCGACUGUUGGAUCUCCCUCUUGAUCUUUAAGCCACAAAAAGCAGCAGCUGAGCUUGUUUGAAGUCUGCCCUGUCAAGUAUCCAUGAUGCUGGGCCCUGAGGGAGGUGAAGGCUUUGUGGUCAAGCUCCGUGGCCUGCCCUGGUCCUGCUCUGUUGAGGAUGUGCAGAAUUUCCUCUCCGGCUGCCUAAUUCAUGAUGGGGUCUCAGGCAUUCAUUUCAUCUACACUAGAGAAGGCAGGCAGAGUGGUGAGGCUUUUGUUGAACUUGAAUCAGAAGAUGAUGUGAAAAUGGCCCUUAAAAAAGACAGGGAAAGCAUGGGACACCGAUACAUUGAGGUGUUCAAGUCCCACAGAACCGAGAUGGAUUGGGUGUUGAAGCACAGUGGUCCAAACAGUGCUGACACCGCCAAUGAUGGCUUCGUGCGGCUUCGAGGACUCCCAUUUGGAUGCACCAAGGAGGAAAUUGUUCAGUUCUUCUCAGGGUUGGAAAUUGUUCCAAAUGGGAUCACAUUGCCUGUGGACCCUGAGGGCAAGAUUACAGGGGAAGCCUUUGUGCAGUUUGCUUCGCAGGAGUUAGCUGAGAAGGCUCUAGGGAAGCACAAGGAGAGAAUAGGGCAUAGGUAUAUUGAAGUGUUCAAGAGCAGUCAGGAAGAAGUUAGGUCAUACUCAGAUCCCCCUCUGAAGUUUAUGUCCGUACAGCGGCCAGGGCCCUAUGACCGCCCAGGCACAGCCAGGAGGUAUAUUGGCAUUGUCAAGCAGGCAGGCUUGGAGAGGAUGAGGUCUGGUGCUUAUAGUGCAGGAUAUGGGGGCUAUGAGGAAUACAGUGGUCUUAGCGAUGGCUACGGCUUUACCGCUGACUUAUUUGGAAGAGACCUUAGUUACUGUCUCUCUGGGAUGUAUGACCACAGAUACGGGGAUGGAGAGUUCACUGUCCAGAGUACUACUGGACACUGUGUCCACAUGAGGGGGCUGCCAUACAAAGCCACAGAAAAUGACAUUUACAACUUCUUCUCUCCUCUCAACCCUGUAAGAGUCCAUAUUGAGAUUGGCCCUGAUGGAAGAGUGACGGGCGAAGCUGAUGUUGAGUUUGCCACUCAUGAAGAAGCUGUGGCAGCUAUGUCCAAAGACAGGGCCAACAUGCAACAUAGAUACAUAGAACUUUUCUUGAAUUCCACAACAGGAGCUAGCAAUGGGGCAUACAGCAGCCAGAUGAUGCAAGGAAUGGGGGUGUCCACCCAGUCUACUUACAGUGGCCUCGAGAGCCAGUCUGUGAGUGGCUGUUACGGGGCUAGCUACAGUGGCCAGAAUAGCAUGGCUGGGUAUGACUAAUUUUGUAGAGCAUUUGAGUUUUAAAUUUUCAUAGGCAGCCAAGCAGUGAAAAGCAGUUAUUACUCUAGAAAAAGCUGUGGGAUCCAUUUUGCACCAUGAGUUUGUGAAAUUCUGGAUUAAAAAGUUACCUCUUCAGUGUUUUCUCAUGCAAAUUUACUUCUGGUCUGUGAUACUGAGUAAACUAAAACUAUUUCAGCUUUUUUCAAUAUUUUGAUAGUGUACUUCAGGUUGAUGUUAUCUGAGUUCAAGUAGUUUUAAGUACAUCAAAUGUGGAUCUUCACACCACAUCACAAUGAACACAUUGAGGAGAUGUGAUUUUUGGGAAACUCAAGGUGCUAGAUCCCUAAUUCAAAGAGGAGUAUUUCUCACGUUUGUUCAUUCUAGUUUAUUUUCAUUUAAAAUCUUUUAGGUUAAGUUUAAGCUUUUUAAAAGUUAGUUUUGAAAAUUGAGACACAUUACUAAUACUGUAGGAAUUGGGGAGGCCUUGACUUAAAUCUUUCUUUACUGUGAUUUCCUUUUGGGUGUAUUUUGCUAAGUGAAAUUUGUUAAGUUUUUGUUAACUUUUUUCUUAAAAUAAAGACUUUUUCACAAUGAUUGGCAUAGACUGACUACUCACCAUGAAGUAUCAAAACAACUGGGUAAUUGAAGAGAAUUCAUUUGAAUGCUGUAUUUCUUUGAAUUUUAAAAUAAUUUAGCACAUUAAAUCUGAUUUUAUAUUUUUACAAGGAGGCUAAAAUAAAAAUCAGCUUUUAAAAGUAUUAAGUAUGUAUGGGUGGUAGAAAUGAUGACUAGGAAAAAAAAUCCCCAAAAAGUAGAAAAAUAGAAGCACACAGCCCCAGUCUCUUGUGACUUUUGUGUUCUCUUAAGCCCUUCUGGUCCCUCACUUCAUGUUGGAGUCACAUCCAUUUUUCAUAGAGAUUGUUUUGAAUGCCACGUGUGUUACAAGUCAUCAUAUUUCAGGGGGUUUUUUUGUUUUUGUUUUUUUUUAAUGUAAAACAUGCUGGUUAAACAUUGCUUUUUUAUAUUUCUACUGGCUAUUACUUAGAGGGUACACUCCUCCGUUAGCAGUUACAGGUUAUUGUAGGAUAUACAUAUUAAGCUUUUAGACCUAUCUUUAGAAUUGUUAAAUUGUCAUUUGCCCAGCAGUGUAAAUCAGCAUCCAAAUCCCAGGCAGCUCUGAACAUGGCAUAUUAGCAUCACUUUUUAUGAAAUGCACUAAAUAAAACCAAGAUUCUAAAAUGUGAAUGGAGUUUAUUUUUAAAAGAA
Messenger RNA from Pteronotus mesoamericanus, 3085 nucleotides. It is a transcript of the gene HNRNPF, whose product is annotated as heterogeneous nuclear ribonucleoprotein F. The record is from RefSeq and is a predicted model, not a curated record. Lineage: Eukaryota; Metazoa; Chordata; Mammalia; Chiroptera; Mormoopidae. Bases 575 to 1819 code for a protein of 414 amino acids. Gene Ontology annotation, cellular component: ribonucleoprotein complex. The transcript is spliced from 4 exons. Gene Ontology annotation, molecular function: RNA binding.